AUGCUGCUGCCUUGCUGCGGCUCUGCUUGUUCCUUCACUCAAAUACCCCAUCUCCCUUUCCUUCCCGUUUUUCCAUCCCUCUUUCCCAAAUGUCCCCCCUCCCCAACAGGCUACUCUAUCACUCGCUCUCUCACCGAAGCUCCCCACUAUGCCACUGCCCUCGCUGCUGCUCUGCGCUCUCCCAGCCGAACUUCACUAGAAGCUGCAACUCAAGCCUGGGACCACCUGUGGUCAGCAGAGCGCAAGAGGCAGCAAUCAUUCAUGAUAUUUGGCCUCGAGCUCAUUCUGCAGCUCGAUGCACCAGCCACCCGAGACUUCUUCAACGCCUUCUUCAAGCUGCCCCCCAGUUACCCCUCUCGACCCUUCCCCACCACUCCGCUUCUCCCCUCACCCUUCUCCGCCCUUCUUUGCUCCUCACCAACCCUCUCCACCCAUCUCCACCCCUCUCCACCCCUCAGGCUAUGGCGGGGCUUCCUGGCGUCCAACCUCUCCUCCCUCGACCUCCUCCUCCUCGCCUUCUCCACCUUCCUGGUCGCCUCCAACCCUCUCCGCUUCCGCCUUAUCAACCAUCUAAUCGCCGACCCCAGCGGGGCAAACCUCAUCCGCACUUACGCUGGAAUAACAAACCUCACCUUUUCACCCCUCUCCACCCCACUCCGCCCCUCUCCGCCCCUUUCCGCCCCCCUCCACCACUUUCCACCCUGA
Molecule: messenger RNA, 705 nt
Organism: Closterium sp. NIES-65
Lineage: Eukaryota; Viridiplantae; Streptophyta; Zygnematophyceae; Desmidiales; Closteriaceae
Source: the annotation of a GenBank genome assembly